Alternaria atra is the source of this 213-nucleotide messenger RNA. RefSeq lists its product as uncharacterized. The coding region runs from base 1 to 213 and encodes 70 amino acids. The record is from RefSeq and is a predicted model, not a curated record. The transcript is spliced from 2 exons. NCBI's taxonomy places the organism in Eukaryota, Fungi, Ascomycota, Dothideomycetes, Pleosporales, Pleosporaceae.
AUGAGGGCGUUGACUAUCCUUAGCUGUGUAGAGGGUCGUCCCGAGGAAGGCUGCUUACACGCAGCAUGCCGUAAGAAGAGUAUCAUAACGGCGGCGACGAACUUUGACGAGAACCUUACGCCGCGGACGCUUCCUUUUCGAAGGAUCUAUAACCUUUGUCAAGAUGCAAGAAUCCAUUCGUCGUUACGUUCGGCAUCACUGGUGCGCUACUAG